Molecule: messenger RNA, 10959 nt
Organism: Pelobates cultripes (western spadefoot toad)
Lineage: Eukaryota; Metazoa; Chordata; Amphibia; Anura; Pelobatidae
Source: the annotation of a GenBank genome assembly
AUGGAUUUUACUGUCAUACGUGUAAUAUUCCUAUUGAUUUUAGGUAUGUUUAUCAGUCACUUUCUUGUUUAAUGUUUGUCUAGUAUAUAUUAUAGUAGUUAUAGAGUGAGUACAUCAGCCUAUAAUUUCUUAAACAUUUAUUGAAGAAUUGUAAAUAAUUUUAUACAUUAGUGUUGAGUUUGGAAACGUAAACUGAAUAAAUACCUUGCACUCACAGUUCAUGUAAGAAAUAAUGUAUGUGUACUUUGUAUAACACUUUAAUGGGUUGUUUGUAUAUUUUCUUUUAGACUUGUUAGCAAUAUAUUAUAUGCCACAGCUAAACAGUAUAACAUAGUGUGUAUAUAGAGGAGUGUAUCAUUCUCCCACUCACUCACUCACUCUUUCUCAAUCUCACACACUCAAUCUCACUCACUCUCUCACUCACUCUCACUAACUCUCAUUCUCUCGCUCUCAACCUCUCAAUCUCUCACUCUCAAUCUCUCACACUCUCUCACUCACUCUUUCACUCACCAACACUCACUCUCUCUCAAUCUCACAUGCACACUCUCUCAUUCACUUACUCUCAGUGAACAGAUUUGUGAAUUUAAAAUGCAAAAAUAAUCAAUACAUAAAUAUAAAUAAAUGGACAGUCCCUAAGCCUAUAUUCACUCAAUGCCAUUCCUAGCAAAAUCGGUCUAUCCCCCCCAAAAAAGUACCUUUUCAGUCGGUGAUUUCCAAAGGUGUCUCAUCCUAUAUGCAACAAAUAAAAUACUCUCAACUGGGAAGGUCAUGACAAAUAUUUAGAAUUCAGGUAGGGCUGUGAUGCUUUUCUGUAAAAAUUAUUUUAUACACAUAUAUUCUAUUGCAUUGUCAUUUACUGUAAGGGCUGCAUCAUUUUUUUGAUUUUCAUUUGAAAUUUUGUUUCAAAGUAAAUAUAUACAUUUCUCUAAAAACAAAUGCCCUGUAUUUCCUACGGCAGCUGGAACUGUCCUCUCUUCUGAAGAUGAAUCCCGGUUGAUUUCCGACCUAUUUAAAACCUACAACAAGGUCGUUCGUCCUGUUCAUAAAUUUAAAGAUAAGGUUGUGGUAACAGUUGGACUUCAGCUUAUACAACUCAUUAAUGUGGUAUGAACAAUAAAACUCCAUUAAUAUUUCCCCUACAAGGCUUCAUGUAUGUGUUAUAUUGAAUAUUAUGUGCCAAUAAUAUUUUUACAUUUUUUUUUUUUUUUUUUAAGGAUGAAGUAAAUCAAAUCGUAACUACUAAUGUUCGUCUGAAACAGGUUGGUGGCAUAAAGUUUUUUGAAGAAUGUAGUUUUAAUGAAAAACUUUAUACAGCUUCUAAAUAAAAACCAGCAGACAAAAUAUGUUGUUGGGCAAGGUUUAGAAUUUGCUUGAAUUAGCAUGUUUAAAGGACCACUAUAGUGCCAGGAAAACAUACUCAUUUUCCUGGCACUAUAGUGCCCUGAGGGUGCCCCCACCCUCAGGGUCCCCCUCCCGCCCGGCUCUGGAAGGGGGGAAGGGGUAAAAACUUACCUUUUUCCAGCGCUGGGCGGAGAGCUCUCCUCCUUCUCUCCUCCUCCGUUCCGCCCCGUCGGCUGAAUGCGCACGCGCGGCAAGAGCUGCGCGCACAUUCAGCCGGUCACAUAGGAAAGCAUUUACAAUGCUUUCCUAUAGACGCUGGCGUGCUCUCACUGUGAAAAUCACAGUGAGAAGCACGCAAAUGCCUCUAGUGGCUGUCAAUGAGACAGCCACUAGAGGCUUUGGGGUAAGGCUUAACCCAUUAAUAAACAUAGCAGUUUCUUGGAAACUGCUAUGUUUAUAAAAAAAUGGGUUAACCCUAGAAGGACCUGGCACCCAGACCACUUCAUUAAGCUGAAGUGGUCUGGGUGCCUAGAGUGGUCCUUUAACAAUUUAGGGCCUGACAAAAAAGCUUAGUUAGAAGAAUUUCUCUGACUUACAAUGAUUAUACCGAGUAGGGGUUAAUGUAUUAUCAUUUUAGUUUUUUAUUUCUUUUGCCAUUUUAGUUUUUGGACACAUAGUGGGCCUAAACCAUCAUCAGUGCCUAAAGCAGAACUGUCAUUUCACUUCCUGCACCCCCGUUAAAUGCUAUUGAUGCGCGGGGUGGGGAUUGGGGGGGUGAAUACUUUUGCAUAGAUAUGUAGCAAAAUUACAGAAGGGGUGUGUGAUGUUAGACUGACUGAAAGCCUCCUGGCCAGACACAAUUCAGCACAGUGCAAGCACAUUAUUAAACAUUUUUUAAGUGCUCUGUACGUGCUCGUAGAGCCCCCAGCACUGUGCAAGCGUGUCUAAUGAUGCAUUGGUACUGUACUGAAUGACACACGGUAAACAAACUGAGAACAGAAGCCAAAAUAAGGACUGUCCUGCUAAACUCAGGAUAGUUUGGAUUUUUGGAAGAAGUGUCAUGCAAGUGCUUGCAUUCCUAAACAUUAAUUUGAUAGUGCAAUAGACACAUAUGCAGGCACGUUCCUCUGAAAUAUAUUCCUAAAUAUACAUUGUGAUAAUGCAAGAGAUGAUAAAUGCAAAGCUAUAGUUAUUUUAUAUGGGGAAUGUAUUUCUAAGCUUCCAGUGCUGAGGGGUUGAUCUCCCAAACACAAAAUGUUUCCUACAGCAGCUAAGCAGACACCUGCCAGCUCCCAAUUGACUCGUGUAGCAGACAUUGAGGGAUGCCAUGUGUAGAAUUUCUUUGGCCACACCAUGUAUUCACAGUGGCCAUCUUGAAGGAGGCUGAAGUAAUCUUCUGGUAAUUAUAUCUCUUAAUCUCAAUGGAAAUUUUAUCAGUACAGAAUAUAGAUUAAAUAUAUACAUAUAGAUAAAGGAUGAAGAUAAAGUGCAUUUAAUCUUCUUAUAAUGCUAAAAAAAAAAAUCAGAAAAUAAAUGUUUUAUUGCAAUGGAUUUUUAUUUAACCCCUUAAGGACACAUGACAUGUGUGACAUGAUUCCCUUUUAUUCCAGACGUUUGGUCCUUAAGGGGUUAAUCAAAAGAGUAUUUAAUUUUUCAUAUAUGUUAAGAAAUAGUUUUGCUAUUUUACUGAUAAUUUGACAACUCUGUACUAUCAUUUUUAUAAUUGCUCAGCAAUGGGUGGAUGUAAACCUGAAAUGGAACCCAGAAGACUACGGAGGAGUAAAGAAGGUCCGCAUUCCAUCUAGUGAUAUCUGGCGGGCAGAUUUAGUUCUUUACAAUAAGUAAGUCCAUUGGAUUGGAAGUGUAGACAGGUACUAGUGUUUAUAAAGUGCAAUUAAUUAUUAAUCAUAGAAAAUGUGUAAAAAAAAUAGCAGCUGGUGUAACCUUUCCAAAUACACCAAAAAGUAGCAAAUCGAUAAAAAAAAAUAAAGUGCAGCGCUUUUCAAUGAAAUAAUCUGGUAUAUCUAUACUUUUACCAAUUCGACAGAUUUCAUGUGAUAUAUCCAAGUUUCCUAAAAACAUAAAUGAUACAUCAUAGUGUAGUAUAAUUAAAAUCCGUGAGUAUAUAUAAGAAUAGGAACACUUACAAGCAGAGAGCUAUUAAACCUAGCUCAGGUGGAAAUUACAUUCGGGUCCGUUAAGGCGACCCAUCCCUGGUUUAGGAUGUCUUGCUUCACCAGUCCUAAUGUAGAUAUAUUAAACAGGAACAUAGAGUAGCACAGUAUUGUUCGAUAUGAAUAUAAGAGUAAGUCAAUUAGAUACUCACAAGUCUGGAGCCUAUGUAUGGCUCUAUUAUAACACCAAAGAAAAAAGUUACCUGCGCUCUUUCCAAAUCCCUAUGUAUUUUUAAACAAAUGGAGGUUUUUAGUUACCUCCAAUGGCCAUGAGAGGGUAUGCCCACCUGCCACGUCAAGGCAGACCUCUUAGGUGGGUCCUACUCUAACCAUUUGCCUUGCUUCCUUGAGCUUCUGGCAAAAAAAUCUCUAAUGAGACAGAAAGGAGUAUUUUUUAUAUACAUGCUACAUGCUUAUUAACCCCUAAUAUGGAACACAUGGGAUAGGCAGCAGUAGUGGGUGCUGUGAGUGUUAGGGGUGCAGUGUGUGUGACUGCCAGUAGGUGUCUGAUGUAGUGCGGCAGUUCACCCGGUGAGAUUUCUGCGGAGAUGCCCUUAUUUUUAUGUUUGGGCGCCGUUGACGUUCUUCCAUGGCUGUCAUCUGUGCAGUCAUGGCUCUCUGGUGUGUCCAGACUUACUGUACUGAGUCUUGGAGCACGGACAGGUGACACUGUAGGUCCGUUAUGUCUUUUUCGGAUGCCUGUACUCAUUCUGUGAUUGCUUUCACAUUUUUCUUGAUGAUAGCUAGUUCCACUGCCAAAAUUUUGUGAACGCCUGACAGCAAUACUUUCAAGUCAUGCCUGGUGAUUGGUGUCAUGUCAGUGUAAUUUUCAGGCUGCGGUGGAUGCUUUAUUUGAGCGUCCAGGGAGGUCUCCGGCUCAGUAUGCUCAGGUUGAUGAGUGUGGGUAAUGGAGUGCAGGGUUUCCGAGGGAGCCAUUUUAGGUUGUGUGGGCCUGUGUAGCCUAGCCCCGAAGUCCCUGCUGUCUGCCACGGUUUGCGGUUUCUGUGAGUGGUGGCCCAUGGCUGGCAUGUGGGCAGGCGGACCAGACUUCAUAGGGGAAGAUUCUUCCCUCUCUCUUCUCGCCGCGGUGCCGCUAAAGAGUGCCUCCAGGCCUGGAAGUGUCAGCAUGGGGUAGGCCCCUAUUUCCGCCUCCGCUUAGGCUGGUUGGAAGCCACAAAGAAUGGCAUCUAUGCUUCAGGAUGUAUUGAGGAGACUUGCUGGUAACUUUUUGGAGCUUAAUUGGCUUGUAAUUUGGAGAUAUUCAGUGGAUUAUGGCUUUUGCAGAGGAGCAGGCAAGCAUAGCGUCUGUUCAGGUUGAUGGUCAAGCCAGAAAAUCAUUUUUAAUCCUUAACAAUUGUUGUUCAAAGGUUUCUAUAUCUGUACAAUUUCCACUGACCCUUAAAAACUGCCCUCUAGGGGCAUUCUCCAGCUAAGGGGCAAAAUGGCAGCUGAGUCUCUGAAUGAAGCUAUUUGAUUUAACUGGUUUAAAAUGAUUCUUAGUUUCAAUAAUCUCAUUUUCCACAUAAAUAUUUAAACUUAAAAAAACUACCUUUUUGCACUCCAAGCACUAGUUAACUAGUUAGUAUUGAUGAAAUUCAGAAAAUCAUUUAAUUCCUCUACAUUUCCUUUCCAGAUAAAAAAAAAGGUUGUCAAUGUAACGGCCAUAGGUGACGAAGUUAUGCUCGCAGUCAUGGUGGAUAUAAAUAUAAAAUUCUUCCCAAUGUGCCAUAAAAAUAUUGGCAUAACUGGGAGCAAACUUAGUCCCCAUAACUGUUCCAUUGACUUGUAGAAAGAAUUCUUCCUUAAAUUAUAAAAAAAAAUGGAGGACUAUAUACACCUAACCUCCAAAAAAGGUGGAGUAUAAAUUAUAAGUCCUGCAGCUGUAAAGUUUCUGUCAAACAAGAAUAAAGUCACAGUUAAUGCCAAAAAUUCUUAAUUAAAGAGUUACUCCAAGUACCAUGACCACUUCAGUGGUAUUGAAAGUCAUGUUGCAGUUUUUGCGGAUGGCAGACUCUGUAAUGUAUUACAAUGUGAGCAGGAUAUUACUUUACUGCAGAGGGAUUUAGAUAGAUUGAGGAACUGGGCACUCAAAUGGCAGAUACAAUUUAAUGUAGAAAAAUGCAAAGUUAUGCACUUCGGGGUAAAGCAUGCACAAGAAACUUACACCCUAAAUAGUAGUGAAUUAGGGAUAACAACACACAAGAAGGAUUUGGUCAUUGUUAUAGACAACAAACUAGGCAACAAUGUGCAAUGUUAUUUGGCAGUUGCUAAGGCCAGUAAGGCAUUGUCAUGUAUAAAAAGGGCAUUAAUUCUCAGGAUUAAAAUAUAAUUUUAAUCUCUUUAUAAGUCAAUGGUAAGACCACACAUUGCUCACCCAUGCAAUCACAUUAUAGGAAGUGUAGUUAAACAACACUGGUAGAACUCCCCGUUUCCCAUCUUUGAUAAGGCCCUGUAAAGAGCUCUAUGUUUUUCGAAACUGUUAAGUGAAAAUUGUACCUUCAGAAAUCAUUCAAAGCUAUUCAACACUAUUUUUUGUUUUCCUGUAGCGGUGAUGGUGACUUUAAUAUCGCCCCAGUAACUAAAGCCCUUCUGGAUUACACUGGAAAAAUUACAUGGACACCUCCAGCCAUUUUCAAAAGCUACUGUGAAAUGAUGGUCACGCAUUUCCCAUUUGACCAGCAGAACUGCAGCAUGAAACUCGGCACAUGGACCUAUGACGGCUCAUUAGUGGUUAUAAACCCGGUGAGUAAUUUUUGGAAUGAUUCAUGAACAAAUUUCAGAAAUUUGCAGGAAGGGGUAAAGGAGGUCACCUCCUCAAGCUAUAACUGCUACAACCACAGUUGACAAUAGGAAGCAACAAUACUCCACUAGUGUAAAGUUGUAAAAGUGAUCUAGUUAGUCACCUCACAAGAAAGUACACGAAAAAAGUCGAUUUGGCAAAGAGGCAAAACUCAGAAACUAACAGAAAAAACAAUCUAUGGCACAAACCAACCAGAUUGGACACCACAGAUAGUCUCCAUAACUCUCUUCCGACCCACCUAGCUAAUUACAAAUGCAUGAGUACCCAAUGUAUAAAUUUUGGGCAAAAAGUUAACACACACAAAUGCGAUCCUAUAUGUAUGUUCGAAAAGCAAACCAAGCUAAUAUACACGCAACUUUUACUCAACCCUCGCCACCCUUUUUCUUUUCUUCUGCAUCCCAACUGCAAAAAAACUUGUCAAAGUCAAAAAAUAACACUAGGGACCUGCAAGCCCAAAUGCUAAUUGAUCGCACUAUUUCAAACCAAUCCUCGCAAUUUCUAAAAACAAUUAUCCCCCAUGUUGUACAAGCCGUAACUAAUACGACAAGGGACCUGCGAGUCCAUCCACAAUCUGGGCUUGAUAUGAUUCACAUUAUCUAAAACACAUCUUCGCAUUUUCUAUGAUUGAUAUUCGCACAUGUUGUGCAUUUGUUAUUGUAUUUCAUAUGUCAAUAGAUACCUGCGAGUAUCACUGUUCCCUAUUUCCUUUAUCUGCAAAACAAAUAAAAAAUCAUAUUUACAAAAACAAAAAAAAGUUGUAAAAGUGAUUGCCAUGGAAACCAAUGAAAUGUUCUUUUGGAACAUAAUUUUAUACAUAAUUUCCCAUGUGUUGUAGAAAUGAUCAAGCUCUAUCAAACAAAUUCCAUGUCAUUUAUGAUCUACCCUUUUUAGUUGCUGGGUUGCAUGUUGCGGUUAGGUAACUGCUUUAUAAGCAGGAGAUGAAGCAAGGUUACUUUCACACCUCACAGAGCUUCCAAUGAUGUUAGGAAGAAGGUAUCAUAAUGGACAUCAUGUCCAUUACAAUAAAACUCAACAACUAAUUUAUACUAGUGACAUGAUGCAAGUGUUGAUUUCUACAAGUAGGAUCGAUUAAUGUGGCUGCCCAUAAGGAGAAACCAAAGAAAACCCUCACGGCAACAUUAAGGAAUUCUAAAAAAAAGAUAUAUGAAUUUUACAUUGCAGGAGAGCGACCGUCCGGAUCUGAGCAGCUUCAUGGAGAGCGGCGAAUGGCAGAUGAAGGACUAUCGCUGCUGGAAACACUGGGUUUAUUAUGAUUGUUGUCCUGACAAACCUUAUCUGGAUAUCACGUAUCACUUCCUCUUACAGCGUCUCCCGCUUUAUUUCAUUGUCAACGUUAUCAUACCAUGUCUGCUUUUUUCAUUUCUAACUGGAUUGGUGUUUUAUCUGCCCACUGACUCAGGUACAAAGUUUCUGGAUGCGAUAUGUGACUCUGUAUGCCAAAACUGAACCAAAAUAUAUUAAGCUGAAAGUCUCAAUAAUUUGAGCACCCUCUGUUACUUUUCAUUACAAGAUAUUUUGUGUGAUGUAUAAACCUAUAUGAAAGUGAUGGUCUUGCUGUGUCUGUAAAAAUGUUGUCGUACUCAGGUUUCAUGCAAAUUCACAGAUUGUUUUGCUAACUAUAUUCUAGUACUUCCAGUGUACAUAAACUUUGAAUUUUUUUUUUUGUGUUUCCAAAUUUGUAGGCGAGAAAAUAACACUCAGCGUUUCUGUCUUGCUGUCUUUGACUGUGUUUCUUUUGGUCAUUGUUGAGUUGAUCCCUUCCACCUCGAGUGCGGUCCCUCUGAUUGGAAAGUACAUGUUAUUUACCAUGACGUUUGUUAUUGCAUCAAUUGUAAUAACUGUUAUUGUAAUCAACACCCAUCAUCGCUCGCCCAGUACUCAUAUUAUGCCUCAGUGGGUAAAAAAGGUGAGUUUCACUCCUGUACUUCAAUUGGUUUUUGUUUGGUUGGUUUUCUUUUUUAGCAAUAUACAGUAGCAUCUGAAUAUAUUGUAGUUCAGUAGCAUCCAAUGGCCAGUCAGCACAAUCUUCUAUAAAAUCCCUGUGAUACUCUUAGUGUACAAUGUUCAAAAAGCAUGUCUCUUAUAAUAAGAACUCAUUAGGUGGUAACUUCAUCUCCUUUUAUCCACGAUGAAUGGUUUGAGUUACAGUUGGAGCUUGCCAAUGUGAAUUCCAAAGUAGGACAUUUGUACGUAUCCAAUUUCAAGAAGUUAACAUGGUUUUAGAAGUAAAUCCUGACCAGGAAAAUUGGGUUGGGGGGCCAGCCUUAGGGGAAUGUGACAUGAUAUUGUAGGAUGCAGACUGAAAAGAAUGGCAGGAGGUGGCUUGACAUUGUGUAGUGCCUCCGAUACAGUGCCAUGAAGUGAUAACCUGGUCUUCUUUAAUCCACGAUGGAUGGUUUGAGCUACAGCUGGAGCUUGCAUUGUAGUGGUCAAUUAUUGAUCCAUGGCCUGAUCACAUAAGGCACAAACUAAGAUGUAUGGAAGCAAGUGGCGUGAUAUUGUGUAAUGAGACUGUGCCUCCGACACAAUGUCAUGUUCCCAUUCUUUAAGCUCUCCGCAUAACUCCUGUUUUGUGCUGUCAAGGAAGGGACGGCCAUUGUACAGUUCGGCCACACUAUGAGAGGUGGGGAGAUGGUAAGAGACACAUGGGUUGGAGAGAUAUGAAGAGGGGCAUAGAGAUGGGCACUCACAAUGAGGACAUGAAGGCUAGCAUACAAAGGGAUAUGGAGAGAAAGAUUCACAAGGGGCAUAGAUAGGGGCACACACAAAGGUGCCAUAAAAAGAGGCACACACAAGUGGGGGCAUAGAGAAGGAGCGUGACGCACAAAACAUGAUGGACGGACACACACUGUGACUUCUGUCACCCUAGCAGUUUUAUUAAUGCAUUUUUAAUUAUCAAAAUUGCUUCAAGUGCUAAACUACAUAUACAGUGUCUCUGAUAUGGUUAUCAUUACCUUUGGAAGUAAUGAAAGGACUAGGGUUGGCUGAUAUGUUUUAACCAAUUCCUAGUGUGGUAAGGACUCAUCCUGCGGUUUUAACCAGUUGGAGAUAGAAUCCUGCCAAAUUUUAUAAAUGAAUAUACACAGGAUUCUGAAUGUUUAUUAACUCACUCUUUUGAUAUAGGUUUUUAUUGAGACCAUCCCAAACAUUAUGUUCUUUUCUACAAUGAAACGGCCUUCAGAACAAAAACAAAGGAAGAACAUUUUUACUGAAGAUAUGGAUAUAUCAGAUAUUUCAGGAAAGCUCGGACCCGCAGAAGUGGCUCACCAAUCUCCAGUAUUAAAGAGCCCAGAUGUGAAGAAUGCAAUUGAUGGAGUAAAGUACAUAGCAGAGACCAUGAAUGCAGACAAGGAAUCCAAUAAGGUACAAAUACAAACCUCUAGAAUAAAUAGGUGUCACAUACAAAGCUGGCCAAAUGUCUUAACAAAUUAAUUUUACAUUUUUAAACCAACUCAUUUUUGCACAAUUUGUUAAAAAAAAAUAAUAAAACAGAAGCGUGCAUUGAUAAGGUUUGAAAAAGUGCACAUUAACAAGUAAUCACUCCUUUUAUUAGAAGUAAUUUAGUAGCAAAUAGGUAGUUUUGAGAAAAGUUUGUAACUGUGCAAAUAUAUUCACAAAAUCUUUUUUAGCAAAUGAGGUAAAUUGUGUAGGUUGCUGGCCCUAUAUCUUAAAGAGACAAUAUGGACUCCUGAAGAAACUUAUCUUGUUGAAUGCUUUAUGUGUGAAGAGUGUGUACUCUUUUUUUCAUUUUAUUUAAAGUGCAGAUUGCAUUAGAAAUUGGCACAUUUAUAAAUUAACCCUGUUACACCCCCCAGCUUUUAAGCAGACAACAGGUUCCGUUACUUCCUAGUUGUUUAGUUCAGUGAAGCCAAACUCAAGAGGCAGUAAUUGUCCAGAGCACCUGCCUUGCAUAAACUUCUCAUUGAGCUGCAUUGGGAAGUCUGUGAUUGGACAGUCACAGGAAGUUUGGGUGGGGUUAAAAGAGGAGCACUUUCAAAGGCUGCAGACAAGAGAUCUGCACCAUUUAAAAAAAAAAUUCUUUAUUUUUGGUCAGUCGUUGUGCUACAUUAUACAUACUGUAAUAACACUACGCAAUACAUGCAUCAGUAACAUAGGUAUGAACAUGCUCUGUUUUACAUUAGUAGGUUACUUUGCCUCUGUGGGAAGUUGCUUGCGUACUGACGACUUCAGGUUUAGAUCUGCACCAUUUUAAAGAUGUUUUUAGAUUUACUCCCAAUGAAAACAAAUUUGGGCAGUGGAUUGUCCCAUUAAGUACAGGAAUAUGUUACAUAAAAUAUAAUACGAAUGACAAACUUUUUUUCAUCAAAUUAACUGUAUUACGUACAGUUUCAAUACUUUGGGUAACAGACCUACUUAUGGCCAAGAAAGCAGCCGUUUUACAGGUCUUCAAAAAUAAUCCCUUAUUCACUAUUUUCCGAAGUACCAUAUGUUAUAGAAAUAUAAAUUAAUCUCUCUUUCGUUUGAUUUUAGGGUUCCGAAGAAUGGAGGUUUACUGCCAUGGUUCUGGAUCACAUCCUGCUUUUGGUAUUCAUGAUAGUUUGUAUAAUUGGAACAGCGGCUGUGUUUGCUGGUCGUCUCAUUGAGUUACACAUGCAGGGUUAA